Closterium sp. NIES-65 is the source of this 1278-nucleotide messenger RNA. Lineage: Eukaryota; Viridiplantae; Streptophyta; Zygnematophyceae; Desmidiales; Closteriaceae. The record is from the annotation of a GenBank genome assembly.
AUGUGCGCGUUAAUAGCGUCCUCGACAUGGGUCAUGACCGCGUCUAUUCUAGGCUUCCCUCUUUCUACCACACACUCCAUAAUCGGUGCGCUUAUCGGAGUUGGCAUUAGCGCGUACGGCAAGGACGCCGUGAACUGGGGGUGGGAGGGUAGAGGCGUGGCGCAGAUCGCAACAUCUUGGGUCCUAGCGCCUUGCCUAGCAGGCGUCCUCGCAGCAGCGGUUUACACGAUCACACUCUUUGCUGUCAUGAAUCGGAGAAACUCUCUGCGAGCAGGAAUCUGGGCCGUUCCUUUCUACUUCACCAUCACCAGCUUCAUCGUCAGUUUCUACGUCAUCUCCCGAAACAGUCGGUGGGGGUUUUUGGGUGAAGAGGGUGUCCAUAACAGCAGCAACGCUGGCCUGACGUUUGCCAUCACAGGGGCCAUCACAGGUGCGACUCUCGUCUUCGCCGUUGGAUUCCUCGUCCCGUUCUUCAUCCGACGGCUGGAGAAGGAGGAGAGCCUCAGGUGGUACCACGUGUUCUGCAUCCACUGGCUGCCAGAGCAGCUGCACGACACCAGGAUCGACACGUACUUGAAACGAACCUUCACCCCGCAGCUGCUGAACGACGAGGAAAGAACAGAGCUCGGAAUGCCUGUGGAGGAGGAGGAGGAGCGCAAGGAGGAGCGGUGGGAGCGGGAAAAAACCCAGCACAAAAGCCUCGUCGUGCGACUCGCGCACCACAUCAAAUGGCUGCUGCUGCGCACACUCCUCAUCGACAUCGUGUCAGUGCAGCAGCGGAACCGUGGUGCAGUGCGCGCGCAUGAGGUGGCAGUCCUGUACGACAACAAGACAGAGUACCUGUACUCGCUGCUGCAGGUGGUUACCGCAUCCUUCGCGAGCUUCUCCCACGGCUCGAAUGAUGUUGCCGGCUCGCUGGGGCCCCUGGCAGGGGUGUACCAGCUGUGGGAGACCGACGGGUACAACAUAAUGCGCAACCUGGGCAACAACAUCACGUACCACUCGCCCUCCCGCGGUUUCUCCAUGGAGCUAGGUGCAGCCCUCGCCGUCCUCACCGCCUCCUUCCUUGCUCUACCCGUCUCCACCACUCAGUGCAUAGUGGGUGCCACAGUGGCUGUAGGCCUGUGCAACGGCAAGUGGAGAGCCAUCAACUGGGGCAUGGUGGCCAUUGCUGGGUUCGGCUGGGUGAUCACUCUCCCUGUGGCAGGUACUGCCGCUGGGCUGCUCUAUGCGGUUCUCACUCGUGGCCCCAGCUUCACCUUGCCGCCCUCACAGUGA